UUUGUGGGAGUGCAAGAACAGCAGCAUUUAAAACUGAGGGUAAAUUUCCAGACUUCAUUAAGACCCUCAAUACAAGCCAGCCAGUAAAAUAUGGGAUCUACCCAUAGGAGCUCAGUAUAUCGGAUGGUCAAGACUAAUAAAACUGGGUCCAAGGUAGCAGUUUCAGCACCAAAAGGGUCUGAGGAUACUAACACAACUCUUCAGCGGGUACCAGGGUACAUGCUUGCCUCAAGCUCACGAAGUGCUGCAGCCCCCAAAAGCCCUUCGCCACAUCGAAAAUCAGAAGCUGGGCAUCUCACCACUCUCUAUUCAACAUCAGACUAUGCUCAAUCUAGCUCCCCCCAGUUAGGGCCCGGCCUUGCUGGAACACCCGUCCCUCGAGGAAAUGAGACUCAAUCAAAGUCAGAAACAUACCGUCAUCACUCUCUUCAUCGAAAGAGCCAGCAGAGUCAGGUAGCUUCCCAUGCUGUCCAGAUGCAGCGGAACGUUAGUCCAUCCAAAGAGGAAUCAACACGAAGAGGCGGUGAGAGCAAGCCAGGGCGUGACAUGAGUAAUCGCUACUCAGUAAUGCCAGAUGCCAAAUCCUCUCGCCGGUUGAGUUUUGUAGACCAGAAGGAUAACUUACAGAUCUUACAAGAAGAAGACCCACCCUCCAAGGUCCAGUACCCACAAGGGGUCAGAGUUCCCCGUAGGACUUUAGUUUGCCCAAAGGAUGAAGCAGUCCAAACUGAGCCCAUCCGAAAGGGUUUGACUGCUACUGAGAUCAGAUCUUCAAGGAUACCCUCUAGCCCAGAACAUAGCAGUGGCCGUGUCAAUGCAGACUCUCGGACAGCCCAGAGAAGGAUCCCCGGCCAAGAGUUUGAAAUGAAUCGUCUCAGCUCAAUCUUUACAGAACCCAAGACUUUGCAUAGGAAUAUGAACAUGGAAUCAUCCCUCAGACUCUCUGUCCUUAAGGAUUUGGAUGGUGGACACCGAGUUUCUAUACGUCCAGAUCCUGAGUCUAUCCGCAAGCAUUCUGUCUAUGCUGACAUCAAGCCCUCCCCAAAGGUCUUAAUAUCAUCAGAAGUAGAGUCCAACCUGAGGUCCUCAACCAGAGGAGACAGUGAGGUUGGCCGCAGGGUCACCAUCUCCCCAGAGGGACAGUUACUACACUCAGCAUCCCGGGUGACAUCUCCAGCUGUGUCUGAGAACCCCCCAAAACCAGUGUUUGUCGCUCCAGAGCACAGCUAUAAGCAGCACACCCAAAGGCCUUCAGAAAGCCUCUGCAUGUCCCCCAGACCCUCCCGAAAGCCCUCUGUCCAAGGAGAACUGGAACUGUCCCCUCGGCCCUUACCCCCUCGGUCCUUACCUAGGUAUGGGCCUGAUUCCUCAUGGUGGACCUUACUCAAUCCUGAAGGUGAAACACCCCAAAGCCGGCCGACAACACCUGAUUUUGAGUCUAAGUCCCCUCCUCCCCCAGAUCCUUUAUUAUCCUUUUUUGAAAUGGACUCAACUCCUUUCUGUGAGGAAAUGAUGUUCCAGAGAGAGAAGGCAAGUCCAUCACCACCACUACCAGCAGCACCACCACCACCACUAGCAUUACCAAAGGAGUCUCCAAACCGGGCACCAUUGAGCAAAGUGCCACAGGCCCUCAAGUGCUCCUCCAAACAAGCCAGUCAAAGGUUUAGUGCUUUCUUCUUGGAUGUCUCUGAGGAAAUGUACAAUCGUGUCAUCUGGUGGCUAAAAGAUGAGGAGAGGCUUGUAGCUGAGAAGAGAGGGCAUUGAAAGAAUGGAG
Callorhinus ursinus (northern fur seal) is the source of this 1774-nucleotide messenger RNA. The record is from RefSeq and is a predicted model, not a curated record. Lineage: Eukaryota; Metazoa; Chordata; Mammalia; Carnivora; Otariidae.